UUUAAAAUUUUUUGUUGACCUUGCGACAUCUGGCGGAAUAAAUUGUAACUAGCGGCACGUAGAAAAUGGCGGCAGAAGAGAAGAAAUCGACAAGUUCAAUUUUGAAAAGAAAAUCGGAAGACGUGGAAAACAAUGAACCGGAAGCGAAAAGAAGAAUUACUCAACCAUCAAGGGAUAAAAGUAGGAACUGUCCAUAUCUAGACACCAUUAACAGGCACGUUCUAGAUUUCGACUUUGAAAAAUUAUGUUCGGUUUCCUUGUCGCGUAUUAAUGUUUAUGCCUGUAUGGUUUGUGGAAAAUACUUUCAAGGUCGAGGUCCUAACACUCAUUGUUACAUGCAUAGUGUUCAGGCAGGUCAUCACGUUUUCCUCAAUCUGUCAACACUCCGUUUUUACUGCCUUCCAGACAAUUACGAAAUUAUUGAUUCGUCGCUCGAUGAUAUUACGUAUGUGCUGAAACCAACGUUUACUCUAAAAGAAAUAGCUCAUUUAGAAUCAAAUAACAAAUUAUCAAGAGCGUACGACGGAACUACGUAUAUGCCAGGUAUUGUCGGAUUGAACAACAUUAAAGCAAAUGAUUAUUGUAAUGUUAUAUUACAGGCACUCUCUCACGUGCCUCCCCUCAGAAAUUAUUUCUUAAGGGAAGAAAAUUAUAGUAAAAUUCCAAGACCGCCUGGUGACAUUAUGGUGUUAUUAGUUCAAAGAUUUGGCGAAUUGUUAAGAAAAUUAUGGAAUCCUCGGAAUUUUAAGGCGCACGUCAGUCCUCACGAAAUGUUACAGGCUGUGGUGCUUUGCAGCAAGAAGAAGUUUCAAAUUACAGAACAAGGUGAUCCUAUUGCAUUUAUGUCAUGGUUUUUAAAUAGUUUGCAUCUUGCUUUAAAUGGAAGUAAAAAAGAUCAAAGCAGUAUUGUUUAUUGUGCAUUUAGAGGUGCUAUGAGAAUGUAUUCCAAAAAAAUUAUAUCUAUCGAUAAGAGUGAAGAAGAAAAACAACAGUUGUUGAUGAGUGACGAUUAUAGAGAAAAAAUGGAAAAAUCAAAUUUCCUGUACUUGACUGUGGAUCUACCUCCUCCUCCAUUGUAUAAAGACGAACUGAAAGAGAAGAUCAUUCCUCAAGUACCAUUAUUCACUAUAUUAGCCAAAUUUAAUGGUACAUCAGAAAAAGAAUAUAGGACCUAUAAAGAUUCUACAAUGAAAAGAUUUGAAAUAACAAAAUUACCUCCUUAUUUAAUACUUUAUAUAAAAAGAUUUACCAAAAAUACAUUUUUUGUUGAAAAAAAUCCAACUAUCGUGAACUUUCCAAUCAAGAACGUAGACAUGACAGAAUUGCUUCAUCCCAGCGUACGCAAUACGCAUCCGAAAUGUGUGUACGACCUGAUAGCCAACAUCGUACACGACGGAGAACCGGGCGCGGGAAAGGGCACUUACCGCAUUCACAUAUUGCACCGCGGCAGCGGAAAAUGGUACGAAAUGCAAGAUCUGCACGUAACAGAAAUACUGCCGCAGAUGAUUACAUUAUCCGAAGCAUAUAUUCAGAUUUGGGAAAGAAGAAGACAGACAAAAUAGUUUGGAAAAGUGUAUUUUUCAUGUACAGUACAGAUUCAUCAUCAUCAUCCUCAUCCUCAUCGUCCUCGUCGUCAUAUUUUUUAUGUAAAAUUGAAACGACAUAAAAUAAAUUACAACUGUAUUUGUGAU
Molecule: messenger RNA, 1691 nt
Organism: Centruroides sculpturatus (bark scorpion)
Lineage: Eukaryota; Metazoa; Arthropoda; Arachnida; Scorpiones; Buthidae
Gene: Usp39
Product: U4/U6.U5 tri-snRNP-associated protein 2-like
Exons: 14
Coding region: 66-1562 (498 amino acids)
Biological process (GO): protein deubiquitination; mRNA processing; spliceosomal complex assembly
Molecular function (GO): zinc ion binding; cysteine-type deubiquitinase activity
Source: RefSeq, a predicted model, not a curated record